UAUCUUUUUAUCACGAUACGAAUUUUAAAUUUGGGUAACCACAAAGUAUUAGACAUCGCAUUACGUUUAGUAGUAAAUUUGUAGAUUAAUACUUUGGUGAACUCGAGAAUAUGAACGUUGCGGUAUAAUUUUUGAUGAAAGCAGUUCUCUUGAAUAUAAUUUCCGAAUCAUUUGAGUUGAGUUUAAUAAUAUUAUGAUGUCGAUGGCAUCCAAGUGCGUGGAAAAUUGUAUUCGUACGAAAUUACAAAAUCGAUUCAAUCCAAAAGUGUUGCAACUAAUCAACGAGUCGUACAUGCACAAUGUACCAAAAGACUCAGAAACGCAUUUCAAAGUCGUUAUUGUAUCCGAUGAAUUCGAGGGCAUGCCCUUGAUCAAGAGACACCGUUUGGUAAACACAAUAUUGACGGACGAGCUCAAGUCCGGUGUACACGCUUUGUCAAUAGUGGCCAAAUCUCCAAACCAAUGGAAAGACGAACCAGUCGAAAGUAGCCCCAAUUGCCGAGGUGGUUUUGGGAAGUGAACUUAAUAAGUAAUAGAAUUCGGAGAGAUUUACCAGUUACCAAGUGUCAUGGAUUAAAUUUUUAUAUUACAAUAAAUUAUAAUCUUGUUGGUGUUGUACAUAA
This is a messenger RNA of Rhopalosiphum maidis (corn leaf aphid), 623 nucleotides long. Its product is annotated as bolA-like protein DDB_G0274169. Gene Ontology annotation, cellular component: mitochondrion. The record is from RefSeq and is a predicted model, not a curated record. The transcript has 2 exons. The coding region runs from base 194 to 520 and encodes 108 amino acids. NCBI's taxonomy places the organism in Eukaryota, Metazoa, Arthropoda, Insecta, Hemiptera, Aphididae.